Paramecium sonneborni is the source of this 1128-nucleotide messenger RNA. Lineage: Eukaryota; Ciliophora; Oligohymenophorea; Peniculida; Parameciidae. The record is from the annotation of a GenBank genome assembly.
AAAUUUUAUAUAGAUAUAUAAUGAGUCAUAACAAUGAGAACAAAUUAAAGAAAAUGUUAUUAAUGGGUUAACAUAAAGUAGGUAAAACAUCAAUGCAUUCAAUUAUAUUUGCCAAUACACCCCCAAAUUAAGUUAUGCAAAUAGGAUUGACUGUAGAUGUAAAUUAAAAUUCAUUUAAAUUUAUGGGGAAUCUCAAAAUAAAUUUAUGGGAUUGUGGUGGAUAAGUAAAUUUAUUAUAUAAAAUUUAGGAUAAAUUAUUGUAAGAGUAUUUUACAACUUAGAAAUCUACAAUAUUUUCUAAUGUUGAAGUUUUGAUAUAUGUAUUUGAUGUAGAUAAGGAAGGAGAGCUUUUUCUAAAAGAAUUGAAUGAUUUUAAAACAACAGUAACAAGUUUAUCAGAAUGUUCUCCAGGAGCAAUUGUAUUUGUUUUAAUUCAUAAAUUUGAUAAAAUAAAAGAAUCUGAAAGAAAGAUUGUAUUUGAAGUAUGAUUAUAAUUUAAUAAAAUUAGCGAAAAUACAAGGAGAUUAUUUAAAGAGCUGAUGGUUUAAAUAUAGAAAUCAAAGAUGUGUUUUCAACAUCAAUUUGGGAUGAAACAUUAUAUAAAGCUUGGUCUUAAAUAGUUCAAAAUUUAAUACCAAAUAUUAAUGUUAUAAAAGAGAGUUUGAAAGCAUUUUGUUAAACUUGUAGUUGUGAGGAAGUUGUUUUAUUUGAAAAAUCUACUUUUUUGAUAAUCGACUUUUAAGAGACAAAUGAGAAAAAAGGUGUUUAUUAUAAUAUAUAAAAAAGAUAUUUAAAAAUACGAAAGAUUAUCAAAUAUAAUAAAGUAAUUUAAGUUAACUUGUAUGAAAACAUCAGCAAAUAUAUAGGCAAUAACAGUAAAAUCCGAGAAAUUUACAGUGUACAUAGAUGAAUUUACAGAGAAUACAUUUAUAAUGUUAGCAUAUACUGAUCCAUCAAUAUAUCCAGCGGCAAUUUCACAUAAUGUUCAUCAUGUAUAUAAUUAGAAUAUAAUUAUUAAAUAGGCUUAAAAAUUGUUUGAAAGUAUAUAAGGAACUGAUACUGAGAAAUUAAAAUAUUUAAUAUAAAGAAAGUUAUGAAUUAUUAAAUAAAGUCAUUAAAAUAUUAAUU